UCGGGGCUUUUCUUCUUUCUGCAGCUUGCAAGGAUCUUUGGAUUUUGCAAAGCAGUUCCAAGAAAACAAUGGCUACCUUCUCCUUAUGGGCAACUUUUGGAUUAUGUUUGCUGAAGCUUUGUCUAACAGAAACAGAAUUCAAUGUAAGUUGCAGAUAUGGAGGAGUUUUUCAUGUUGAAAAAAAUGGUCGGUACAGUCUCACACGAUCUGAAGCAGUUGAACUCUGCAGAGCUCUCAACAGUACCUUGGCUACACUAGAACAGCUGAAGAAAGCACAUGAGCUUGGAUUUGAAACUUGCAGGUAUGGUUUCGUGGUGGGGCAUAUUGUUAUCCCACGGAUCAAUCCCUAUCAUCUUUGUGCAGCAAAUAACACUGGCAUUUACAAACUUCCAGCAAAUACGACUGCUCGGUAUGAUGCAUACUGUUACAAUGAGACAGAAACAGCGGAUAAAACAUGUGAGCCAGUUGUAAAAAUAGAUACUUCUUUACUCAGUAAUCAGGAUGAAACAGUCAUUGACAACGCGGAUGGCUCCCGGUACAACGCGGAUGGCACACGCCAUACCAGUCCAGGAGAGUCCUCCACCUCAGGGGUUGAUGAGGAAAAUGCAGGUAGUGGAUCAACUCAUGAGACAACUCCCAUGGAUGCCUCCAUCAUGAGAUCCAGCCCCUCGUAUUAUGGAAGUCCUACUACAGACUCACAGCUGCCAGAUCAUACUUCUGGAGGAGGUGAAAAAGGAAUUCCUGGAAAAGGUUAUGAUGAUGGAUUUCCAUCUGUAUCACCUGACAUCUCUUGGGGGACAGUGGCUGGUGAUUUCCAUGAAGAAUAUGAUGGACAGUAUCCUGCAAGUCCGACUGUGGACUCACAACACGAAACACUUCUGGAAAUCACCACACAAGAUCAUUGGAGCCCCACCUUCACAGAUGAAGAGGAGCAGUAUCCUAGCUCUGCUAGCAGGGUUGCAAGUGAAAAUGAAAAACAUCAAGGACCAACCCAACAUCCACUAUUACACAGCAUUCAUUCUGGAGGGAUCAGUCAAGAACAAAAUCCUGCAAACACCACUGGCAGUACUGAACAACAUGAAUUUGCUACUGCAGGUGAAAAUUAUUUUGGAAAGGAAGCUUCUACAGCUAUGGUCCCCAGCCAUGGGGCCAAAGAGAACGACUCAGCGCAUGACCCAUUGGUGUAUCCAGGCUGGGAUGAGGGAGAGGAUUAUGCCACACAGCCUGCUGUAACGGAUAGAGUUAUUCCUUCCAGAGUGAGCAAUCAUGAAAGAGAGUCUUCCACUACAGCCGUUUCCUCACCUGAUGGGGCCCACCACGAAGAGCCAACACUACCUUGGAUAAUGCCUUGGGAUAAUGAAUCAGAAAUGAGCACUGAAGGCAUCGUGAAUCCCACAGAUGCCCCUGGGGACGAAGUUCUCCACAGGACCACAGCCACUAUGAACAAAGCUGUCACAGCCUCCACUGACAUUCUGGCAUCAGAAGAUGUAACCCAGGAAGCAUGGACACCUCACUUUGUGGUAUCAGCUGCUUCCUCUCCUGAUGGUGCCCACCACCAAGAGCCAACUCAAACACCUCUGCCUUCAGAUGAUGAACCAGGGCAGGGCUCUGAAGGCAUCACGAAUCCCAUGGAUAUGCCCAGAGAUGAAAUCCUCCACAGGACCACAGCCAGUGUGACCAGAACUGUCGUAGAGUCCAUGGAUGAUGUUGAGCAAGAGAAAGCAACCAAGGAGCCACAGGCACCUGGCAGUACACCUGGAAGGGAAGGUGAACCAGCAAACACCACUCAUGGUUUCUAUGUCCAUGGGAUGCCUGGAGAUUUUUCAGACAUUGAGGACCGUUUUAUUCCCUUGCAGGAUCCUUUCACUAACAGCUCUAGUGUAUAUGGUGACCAAGGACCACACAAGGGACAUUAUGAAUCCACCACUUCCCCUGGAGAGACAGCCACAACAAAAAUAGCUUCACAACCAAGGUCGGCCCCUGUACCAGACUGGCUGAUCAUCGUUGCAGCUCUCGUGGUGCUUGCAUUGAUCAUUGCAGUGUGCAUUGCUGUUAACAGUCGCAGAAGAUGUGGGCAGAAGAAAAAGCUAGUGAUUAACAAUGGCAAAGGGGCAGUGGAGGACAGGAAGACAAGUGAAUUAAAUGGAGAUAUCAGCAAAUCACAAGAAAUGGUGCACUUGGUUCAUAAAGAACAGUCAAAUGACCGAACAGAAGCAUGUGAUGAAUUCCUGACUGUUAAUGAAACACAAAAUCAUCACGAGUUUGACAUGAAGACUGGAGUGUAAUGGUACCACACUGCCAAGCUGAUCAGGGCUGGGGAAACCAAAAUCAUGUGGAACUUGAACAGGAAUUCACAGAUGCACUGUGCUACUGAUGUCUUUUGAACAUAUGCAUAAGUUCUGUUUCUUUUUAAUCACUUUGCAAUGAUGCCUGGGUUUAAAAAUUGACACGUGCUUUCUAAAAUACACCCCCAAGAGCUGCAUAAUGCUUUCAGUUCCCAGUCCCUUCACAGAGGACUCUCACUGUGUCCUGGAUGUUAGGAGGCAUGCAAAUUUACACCAUUACUCCCCAGAUGGAAGGUCUUCACUGUGUGGAGCUAAAGAAGUAUCCAGUCACUCCAUCUUACAGAUAUUUAAAGUAUUAAACAUGCCAUGGUAUAGAAGUAAGUGAGGAAAAAAUGUCAUGAGUAAAAAAAAUAAGUUUAAACCUAAAAGGCAUCUUCUACAACGUCUGCAACAUCAGAAUCCUUCAGAAAUGCCUUCCAGCCAGGAAUAGCAGUGGGUACAUUCAGAAUCUUCCAGUAGAAACAAGAAGUGACACAUUAUAAUUAUGUGUGGCUUGAUCUGCAAUGAGGGAAACCCAGAAGGUCAAAAUUUAUUUAUCUCUAUUUUUAAAUAUCUAUGGACAUACAGCAAGUCUUCUCAGGAGGGGUAAUAAAGGCAUGAAAACAAGAGCUGAAACAUAAUAAACUUCUGUUCUUUAUUAUCCAACAACCUGUACAAUUAUCCUUCAGUUUUUGAGAUGUUCAUUGCUCUUCUCCCCCGCUCAUUCAUUGAUCCAAGUUAGUGCAUGUUUUUAAUGAGCCUGUUAGUUAAGGUAAUGAAUAAAACAAAAUUACCCCAGCUCUAUCACAUAUGCACAAAUCAAGCAAUUGAGAUGACUAGGGAAGCUGACAGUAUUUGGUUCCUGAAAAUAGGUCUCUAUAUUCUGCUCCACUUUACUACAGAGAUGCUGAGCCUAUUAAUUUUUUCCCCUAUAACUAUUAUAUUAUAUGAGAUUGCUGAUAUUUUAAAAGUUGCUUUUCUAUGAUCUCACUCAUUUCCUCAGAAUUCUACUCCAUCUUCAUUUUUUUCCUAUCUGCUUUUUAAAAACACCAAAAAGAAACAUUGCUUGCUUUUUGGUAGGAGAAGUUCAAUUUCUACAGAAAAGAUCAAAGCAAAUGAUGGGAAACCCUUCCCAGCCAUGUAACAUAGUAGAGUAGCUGAGCUGCAUUGUUACAUGCUUUUGUUAUGUCCUUUUGUGUCUGUUAUGUAAAGUAUUUGUGUUAAGCUAUGAUGCUGUGCAUUAUAUUGCUAUGAUUGUCAGGAAAAAAAACAUUUAAUACCAGUGGUCUGUGCCAUUUUUAAGAAAGCUUAUUGGAAUGAAGGGAGAAUUGUAACUUCUAAUUGGAUUCUCCCUAGGAAGUGCAGGGAAAAUCAUUGGUCUGUGUCAGCUGUGGGAUGUGGAUGGUCUGGAGCAGGGUUAUUCAGCAGUUCCGUUCACUGAUCACAGCCCCUGUCUUUGAAAUUGUUCUGCUAAAGUAUGUUGCAUCUGAAGCAGUUUAGAGGAUGAAUAUUCAGCUGGCUAGAUACUGACUUUAGCUAGCACUGAUCUUUACUGGAACAUAAAGCACAAGACUGUUGAUUAUAUUUCUGAGUCACAGCCCUCCAGCAGUUUCCCAUGUGUUUCAUGGAAAAGCUCAAGUGCUCUGGUAUCUGCUGGCAGAUGUCCUCAGGGCAAUUUACACCUGGGCAAAAUGUCCCAAGACAAGGUGUUGUUUAAAAAUGCACAUGGGAUGUUUUCUGGCUUUAUGUAGGCCAGAUAUUUCAUCUGCGAACAGUGCAUUGAUUUUUGUUUAAUGUUUUUAAGCACGCUUUUCUAUUUGUCAUUAGAAAUCAAAAUGAUCUGUUGAAGGCUGUGUUUAAAGUGGUGUUAGGUACUCAUUCCACUAAGCAUGGAGUUCCAGAGUAAGGAUUAUUGCUCUCUUUAAACCCUAAAUGAAUAUAGGUCUCAGUGAGAAGGAUGUAUUUCAUUGUCUUGGAGGCUAAAUUUCUCUUUUAAAAACCAAAAAAAUCUGCAUCAUGUUAAUCAUCUUCCUAUUCAGAUGUUGAAUGAACAAAUCCACAAACUUCUUUGUAAUUUAUCUUAUAGUCAGUAGCUAUAAAAGCACAGACAACACUGGUUGGGCUCUUUGUAUAUUUUUUAAUGGGAGAUGCUCAAGAGGCAAUGCCAUUAUUUUAUAUAUGCUGAUUCUUUUUAGAUUAUGUGCUGUGAUCUAUGUGUAAUUGUUUCAUUAUAGUUUCAAAACUAGAAGGCCAUUUCAUAUGUGUAAUACACUGCAUAUUUUUAUUGUUCUUGCUUUUAUUAUGAGGCAU
Molecule: messenger RNA, 4634 nt
Organism: Cinclus cinclus
Lineage: Eukaryota; Metazoa; Chordata; Aves; Passeriformes; Cinclidae
Gene: CD44
Product: CD44 molecule (IN blood group)
Exons: 15
Coding region: 69-2285 (738 amino acids)
Biological process (GO): positive regulation of ERK1 and ERK2 cascade; inflammatory response; cell adhesion
Cellular component (GO): basolateral plasma membrane; plasma membrane; macrophage migration inhibitory factor receptor complex
Molecular function (GO): hyaluronic acid binding; cytokine receptor activity
Source: RefSeq, a predicted model, not a curated record